AUGUCAAUUGAUCGAAUUCUAUUUGACAACAUAUUCCUCUCUCAAAUACGAGACAGAUAUGGACUUGUUAAAAUUUUAUUAGACCAAGAUGAGAAUUUAGAUUAUAACAGUAACGGUGAAAACGACGAAGGCAACAGCAAUAACAUUAAUAGCAACAACAUCUACAUCAACGGCAACAAAGAACAAAACAGCCACAACAACAUCAACGAAGAUAAGACGUCACUAGAUGACCUUCCUACAUUUUCUAACGGCCCCAACAGUGACGACGACCAAAGCGACCAUGGGACCAGAACGACGCAAAUCAUCACCGAUCGCACAUGUCAGGAUCAUUUCUACCAAAACCAUUCACCGACAUCCCUUCAGCAACAGCCACAAAAUUUACAACAUCAACAAAAAAACUAUUCCAAAUCCGAACUACAAAUUCUCCGUAAGAAUCUUUCCAUCUUAUUCCAAUCCGGCUUCUAUCUAGGACGACUAACCUCUGAAGAAUCUCGGCGAUUAUUAUCCGACAAAAAACUCGGUACAUUCUUAAUUCGGGAUAGCACAAAUCCUGCAUAUAUUUUAUCCCUCGGAGUGCAAACAGUCCGUGGAGCAACAUCUAUCAGGAUUUUUUUCAACGACGGUGUCUUCGGACUAGAGACGGAUGUCGGGACGAAAUACGCUCACACGUUUGAGAGCGUCUUGCAUUUGGUUCAGCAUUACGUCAUGAACCCAAACAAGAACGUCCUGGUCGAAAGCAGUGGCCGUUGCGACACGCCAGUCCUGCUGCAACUGCCUAUGCGGCUGACGGUUCCUCGCCUCUCUCACGUGGUCAGAUUAAAAAUUAAUGAAUUUGUCGCAGGUCGAAGUCUCGAUAGAUUGCCUACAAUUCCAAGUCUAAAGACCUACCUACAACAGUAUCCAUUCUCUGUUUAA
This is a messenger RNA of Helobdella robusta, 915 nucleotides long. RefSeq lists its product as hypothetical. NCBI's taxonomy places the organism in Eukaryota, Metazoa, Annelida, Clitellata, Rhynchobdellida, Glossiphoniidae. Gene Ontology annotation, molecular function: 1-phosphatidylinositol-3-kinase regulator activity. Gene Ontology annotation, cellular component: phosphatidylinositol 3-kinase complex. Gene Ontology annotation, biological process: phosphatidylinositol phosphate biosynthetic process; intracellular signal transduction. The coding region runs from base 1 to 915 and encodes 304 amino acids. The record is from RefSeq and is a predicted model, not a curated record. The transcript has 2 exons.